CCAUCAUUCACCUCUUCCCAACCUUUUCCCCCUCCAUAGGUGGCCUCCUGUGCUCGCUUUGCUGCUUUCCUCUUUGUUAAAAGGCUGCUCCCUCCCUUCCCCCCUUUCUCUCUCAUCCAGUCUCGCGCGCACUCUGCUUGGUGUCGCUUAGGUCAAAUAGCCAUCCAUCCAUACGCCUCUUUCCCUUUCUCUUUCCUCUUUACCUCCCUUUCUUGAUUUUCCAAGCUGCUACAAGCUCUCCGGUUUCCGGGUGCUGCUGCUUCUCAUGGUCAUGGCUUCCGCGGCGGCUCCUGCCAGCCACCAAACCGAGCAAAGGCGCCGCCAAAUCUGCCUCUGACCUCUCCACCAAAUACCCAACCAGCACCCACCCACCCUUCUUCUUCUCCUUCUAGCAACAAGGAGCUCAACUCACAGUCAGCUCAGCUUAUUAGCCAGUUAGCAGCAGCUUCAAGCCCAGCUGCGUAUGCGCGAGUAUAAUGGAGAGCAGAUGGCGAAAGGCAAAGAUGUCGCUAGGGCUCAAUCUCUGCGUCUACGUGCCCCGGACGCUGGAAGGCGACGACGACAGCUCGCCCAACACCGGCUCCUCCACGGCGGCGCUCGUGUCGCCAGUGGCGUCCUCGUCGUCCGCCGCGACCAGCGCUAACACCACCCCGACGGCGGCUUCGGCGGAGCAAAGCAACGGCAAGGUGAACGGCGGCGCCGGCGCGAUGAUGCCGACCACCCCGACGCCCACCUCCGCCGGACUCCGCCUCUCCAAAUCCGGCAGCAAAUCCUUCAAGAAAACAUGUGCCAUAUGCUUGACCACGAUGAAGCCUGGUCAGGGUCAUGCUCUCUUCACAGCAGAGUGCUCGCAUACCUUCCACUUCCACUGUAUUUCUGCAAAUGUUAAGCACGGAAGCAGCAGCUGCCCAGUUUGCCGUAUCAAAUGGAAGGAGCUUCCAUUUCGAGGACCGUUGCCUGCUGAAUUACCCCAAGUAAAUGCAAGGAUUAAUCCAGUUAAUGGGAAUCAAAAUGGAGGCCAUAUGACUAUAUUGCGACCACUUCCUCGUGCCCGUUCUUCUGGUAGGCUUCAUCAUCUGGCUGCAUUGCUGCCUGACAAUGACCCUAGUACUUUCAAUGAUGAUGAACCCUUGGAAUUGUCGUGUGAAGCAACCAAAGACCCUCAGCAGGGCAGUUUGAGAACAGUAGAGAUAAAAACACAUCCUGAGUUCACCGAAGUACCUGAAAAUUCAUCAGAAAGAAACUUCACUGUUCUAAUUCAUCUUAAGUCACCCCUUGCUCAGCAUUUGCAGACACCCAGCAAUCUCGGAGAUGGCAAUGGACCAAGCACAGCUCGUGCCCCUGUUGAUCUCAUCACAGUUCUUGAUGUUAGCGGAAGCAUGGCUGGUACCAAACUUGCAUUGUUAAAGAGGGCUAUGGGAUUUGUCAUUCAAAACCUUGGCUCUUCAGAUCGUCUUUCCGUCAUCGCCUUCUCAUCAUCAGCGCGCAGACUCUUCCCCCUUCGUCGGAUGACUGAGUCUGGUCGGCAGCAAAGCUUGCUGGCUGUUAAUUCAUUGACGUCAAAUGGUGGGACCAAUAUUGCAGAGGGCCUCAGGAAAGGCUCCAAGGUUAUUGAAGAACGCCAGGCCAAGAAUCCAGUCUGCAGCAUCAUCCUUUUAUCGGAUGGUCAAGAUACCUAUACUGUCUCACCAACUGCUGGUGUACACAAAGGGGCACCAGAGUAUUGUGCCCUCCUGCCAUCCACUAAUGGUAACCAGCAGGUACCUGUUCAUGUCUUUGGAUUUGGUGCUGACCAUGACUCAGUAUCGCUGCACUCCAUUUCACAAACUUCUGGUGGGACAUUUUCAUUCAUCGAGACAGAGGCUGCUAUCCAAGAUGCAUUUGCACAGUGCAUUGGAGGGCUUCUGAGCGUAGUUGCACAAGGUCUGCAUGUAAAGGUGGAGAGCCUCCACCCUGACGUGCACUUUGGCUCCAUCAGAUCGGGCAGCUAUUCUAGCAGAGUUUCAGAUGAUAAGAGGAAUGGCUCCAUAGAUGUUGGAGACCUGUAUGCUGAAGAGGAAAGGGAUUUUCUUGUGUCUGUAAAUGUUCCCCCAGGCUAUGGGGAAACGGCACUUCUCAAGGUUGGCUGUGUCUACAAAGAUCCACUGAUGAAGGAGACUGUGAAUAUGGCUGAUGUGCAAGUGAAGAUCUCCAGGCCAGCAUUCGUCUCUGUACAAAGUGUGUCUAUCGAGGUGGACCGCCAAAAGAACCGUCUUCAUGCAGCUGAGGUCAUGGCUGAAGCAAGGUUUUCUGCAGAGCGUGGUGACCUGACAAAUGCUGUUUCAUUACUAGAAGACUGCCGGAGAAUGAUCACGGGAUCGGCAUCAGGACAGUCUGGUGAUCGAUUGUGCCAAGCAUUGGAUGCUGAGCUGAAGGAGAUGCAAGAUAGGAUGGCCAAUCGCCAAAGGUACGAGGCAUCUGGUCGGGCAUAUGUUCUCUCAGGCUUGAGCUCCCAUUCAUGGCAGAGGGCAACUGCACGCGGUGACUCCACAGACAGUGAGAGCCUAAUCCAGGCAUAUCAGACUUCAUCCAUGAUCGACAUGCUGCUGCGCUCACAGACAAUGAGCCGCUCGUCAACCCCUCGACAAACUCCACAGAUGAGGCAUGCAAAAUCAUUCCCAGCACGCCCGCAGCCAAGGUAACUGCAUUCUGGUGAUGCCAAGGAUUUGCCUGAAGCCUAAUUGCUUCUUAGUGGACGUAGUCGUUAAAGUUCUUAGUUUUGUGGUGGGAGGAUGGGAUGGGGGUAUAGUUUGUGUGGUAUAAGGAGAUGCAAUGGUGUAAAUUCAAUUUGGGGUGAUGGUGGGUAAAUGGUGAGAGUAAGGUGUUUUGUAAUUGGGUUAGGGGAUGGUAUACGUCCUGGCGGGGAAUGGGCAAGAGGGUGGGCUAUUUUUUUUCCCUUGGUGGUGACUUGGUAUACUCCAGUAUUGUACUAGCUUCUUUGUGUGGUGAUGUACAUAAGAGAAGGGUAUACAUUGGUGUAUUCCUUGAGGGGAAUGGGAUACUUGAUCCUGAUCCUUGCAAGGUUUGUUCCCUACUUCCCUCUUCCUGGAAAUGGAAAAGGGUUGUUGCUUCUUCAUGGAAAUGGAAUUCUGAUCCUGGUCUAUGUUGUGCCGGGGCAUUUCGA
Molecule: messenger RNA, 3163 nt
Organism: Panicum hallii
Lineage: Eukaryota; Viridiplantae; Streptophyta; Magnoliopsida; Poales; Poaceae
Product: E3 ubiquitin-protein ligase WAV3
Exons: 2
Coding region: 477-2681 (734 amino acids)
Source: RefSeq, a predicted model, not a curated record